AUGCAGCUUACUUCAACUCCUUUGACCAACCUACUGCUGAUGCUUCUGGUGCUCCCAGGACAGCCCCAGAUAAUGAAAGGCAUGGGGAGGUCCUUGGAUGAGAGUGGCACAUGCCACUGUGUGUUUUAUAUGACCAGAAAUUCCAACUCCUUGCAGCAUCUGGAGGAGCUCAUGAGCAAGUAUGAGAAGGCACUCUCCAGGGUCAGUGAAUUUGCACAGCUCUUUGAAGGUCAAGAUAACCAAGUCUCGAAACUGGUUUAUAAAAUGCAAUCCAGUGCCUUUUCUUCUUAUGAAGCCCCCACCUUCAGUCAGCUGCGCUUGGAGCUGGAGGAAGCACAGACAUUGGUAGAGGAGCUUAAGAUGAAAAAAGAAAUGAAAGAUUCUCAAGGCCUCUUCAACCAACUCCAGAGACAGGUGGCAAAUGCAAGUUUCACUCUCAAACUUCUAAGUGACUCUGACCAGCGCAGUUUCAUGGCUCUGCGCCAAGAAGUGGAUACCCUCGAGGGUGAACUAAAGGAGUGUGAGAAGAUGAGAGAGAAAGAACAAGACUCCAGCUACUCUGGCCCACCCCUGUCCCCUGGUUCCUGUGCUCAUAGAGGCCUCUAUAAAGUUAGCAAGCCCCAUGUGGUAAAACCUAAUUGGAGAGGUGUUUCGUACAAGGCAGGUGCCUGGGGCCGAGACUGGGAUCCCAAUGCAAAUACAAGCCUCUACUGGGUGGCUCCGCUGCGUGCAGAUCUCAGGUACUUUGACUACUACAGGCUCUACAAGUCCUAUGAAGAUCUGAUGCUGUCUAAGAACUACAAGGAGCUGUAUAUGGGCUAUGGUGAUGGUAGUGGCAAUGCUGUGUACAAAAAUUUCAUGUACUUUAAUUACUAUGGCACAAAUGACAUGGUCAAGUUAGACCUUUCCUCCAACACUGUGGUACUGCAACGCUCACUGGCUGGUGCCACUUACAAAAAUCGUUUCUCCUAUGCUGGUGUGUCCUGGAAAGACAUAGAUUUUGCUAGUGAUGAGAAAGGACUGUGGGUGCUCUAUGCCACUGAAGGAACUAAAGGCAACCUUGUUGUGAGUCGUCUCAAUGACAGCACCCUAGAAGUGGAGAAAACCUGGUAUUCUGGUCAACACAAGCCAGCGAUGUCAGGGGCUUUCAUGGCCUGUGGCGUGCUUUACGCCUUACGCCCAUCGAGUACUCGCCAGGAGGAGAUCUUCUACGCUUUUGAUACCAACACUGGGCAGGAGUAUUACAUAAGCAUCACCCUGGACAAAAUGCUGGAUACUCUACAGGGGAUCAAUUACAGCCCCUUUGACCACAAGCUCUAUGUCUUCAAUGAUGCAUACCUGGUCACUUAUGACCUCACCUUUCUGACACGGAAGCAGGCAAAACCUUUUGGGGCCUAUGCCCUAUCCAAACCCAUCAAUUAA
Messenger RNA from Elephantulus edwardii (Cape elephant shrew), 1422 nucleotides. Its product is annotated as olfactomedin-4-like. Gene Ontology annotation, biological process: signal transduction. The transcript is spliced from 6 exons. NCBI's taxonomy places the organism in Eukaryota, Metazoa, Chordata, Mammalia, Macroscelidea, Macroscelididae. Bases 1 to 1422 code for a protein of 473 amino acids. The record is from RefSeq and is a predicted model, not a curated record.